UGAAUUUCGAAGGAGCAAAAGGGUCAAAUUAGUGGAGAAUGUAAAGAACUGAAUUAAACUGAACCAACCAAACCUAAACCAACUUAAGCCAAACCAAAAUCUCCAAAACAUUAUUAUACUGAAGUAAAUUUUCUUAUCCCGAACGAUUUAUUGCAAACGGAACCAAACCGACAAACCAAUAUGCAUAAUCAGUUAAAUUAAUUACUGUAUAUUAAUGAGAAGAAUAACAUUUUUCAAACAUUUUAGUAGUAAAUUAAAUUUCAUUGACGUCAAAGAAAACUAAUAAAUUUCCAAUAAAUCUGCAUUAAAUUUAAAGCCAAAAUUAAGCUUGAAAUAUACUAACGUAAAAUAUUCAAAAGAAAUCAUUAAUCUAAAUUUAUUCUUUUUCCAUAAAACUCUUUCAUCAGUCUCUUUCAUUAUCUACCAACAUUAAUUAAUUAGCAUAAUAAGACAACUUAUCUCACACGAGCACAGUCACCGACUUACAGAAGAAAGCCCACAUCUGUUAACAUCAAAAUUAGGGGCAAUAUAGUCAUUUCAAGACUUUCAAUAUCCCCUAUAUAAUCUCUCUCUCUCUCUUCUUCGAUUUAAUUAAUCAAAAAUCAAAACCUUUCGUCUCUCCCCCUCUCGACUCUCAAAUCGAAAUUAGGGUUUUUGAGAAUCAGAAUCAGAAUCUCCAUUCUUCAAUUUUCAAUUCUUCCAAUCUUCUCGCGAGGAUCAUCAUGAUUUCAGAUUCGAUCACCAACGCUUCUGCUAUUGCAUCCUCUAACGCGAGAGAUUUCGCUAAGAAGAAGAAGAAGAACAAUAAGACGGCGAAGAUGAAGCAGAGCAAGCUCGGUCUCCGCCGUGAGCAAUGGCUUUCUCAAGUCGCUGUGACCAAUAAGGAGGAGAGGAGUGAUCAUAGAGUUAAUAACCCUGUGGAGAAUGUAGAUGAGAAUCUUCGUCAUGAGAGGUUUAUGGAGUCACCUUCAAGCAGCUCCAUGGGAGGGACAGAUAUAAGCACUAACUUUAGUGGGAGAAGCAGCCGGAGUAGUAGUAGUAGUAGCAGAAGCUCUGGUGACAAAACAGAAGAGGACAAUGUAGAUGAUGAUGAUGAUGGGUGUGUAGAUGAUUGGGAAGCUCUUGCUGAUGCAUCAGAGGAGGAGGAGGAGAGACUCAUCCAUGAGUCAGUCAAGGAGCAAGAGAAUGUUGCACAUUCAGCUUCUAGUAACCGAGCUUGGAGGCGAGAUGAUGACAAUCGUCCUCAGGCUUUACCCAAUCUUGCCAAGCAGAUUAGUUUUCCCGAGCUGGACAAGCGUUUCAGCGCUGCUUCGAUACCCUCUUCGUGUCCCAUCUGCUACGAAGACUUGGACUCGACGGAUGCUAGUUUCUUCCCAUGUCCUUGCGGGUUUAAACUCUGUCUCUUCUGCCACAAGACGAUUUACGACGGAGACGGGCGGUGUCCUGGAUGCAGGAAGGCGUAUGAGCGGAAUGCGAUGACAACUGAGACUAGUUUUCAAGGUGGCUGUGUAACAGUUCGGUUGACUCGUUCCUCUAGCAUGUUUUGCAGGUCUUGAGAUGUUGUUGUUUCCUUUCCCAUCACUCUUGGGACUCUCUGGUUCUUUUUUAGCAUUAGGUAAUGUGGGUAUAGUGUUUGUCUUUUGGGACUCAGAGAAGUUUGUUUGCUGUGAAGUCUGACUCUGAAACAUUGUGGUGAUGGUGAUGUAAUGUGGUGUGUGAAUACAUAAAAAAAAAGUGUUAACAAAAUAUUCCAAUAUAUAAAAAUAGUUUCAGUAAGUAAUGCUAUUGGUCUGCAAUUAUUUUUUGUCUGAACCACAUAUGGUUGAUAUUUCACACAGUUACUGAUAAUUUUUGUUUACUGUAGCCAUUCUUAACUUUGACAAUAAUCACUCCAUGUUGUUUUAGGUGGCCGUAACCAUUCCUGGACUACUAUGCUCCACUAUGGUAAAUCAAAAGCUUUAUAAGUGUUUGUUUGGAAAUUUAGGGCUGAUUCAUUCAAAUGAUGCGGCAUUUGUUUAACAUGUAUUUCUCAGUUGCAGUAAUGCAAUUGUCAUGCUAUGGGGCCUUUGCCUUGUUGGUGAAGCUAAAACAUAUAUAGGCUUCUUCAGAGAUGGUUCCCUGAGUCUUAUCAGAGUCCUCGGCAGUAGCUUGCAAAGAAAGCAAUACCGUUUGAUUUGAAGAGUAAUUUAAGUAGAAAGAGGGUUUUUGUUUGAAAGAUACAAAAGGAAACAAAAGAAAGUAUGAAGCAACAAAAUCAUGCUUAAUUAUAGAUAUGAUUAAUUCUUUGCUCAUAUCAAAUAAACAUUUAUUGAUAUAUUUUUUUUAAAUGUUUUUUUUUAAAUAAAUUACUACUAUUUAAAAAAAAACUAAAAAGAUACAGAAAACAGAAAAUCAACAUCUAAAAUCUAAAAACUAAAAUCAUAA
This is a messenger RNA of Brassica rapa (field mustard), 2424 nucleotides long. RefSeq lists its product as uncharacterized. Gene Ontology annotation, biological process: protein ubiquitination. Gene Ontology annotation, molecular function: ubiquitin-protein transferase activity. Gene Ontology annotation, cellular component: CCR4-NOT complex. Lineage: Eukaryota; Viridiplantae; Streptophyta; Magnoliopsida; Brassicales; Brassicaceae. The record is from RefSeq and is a predicted model, not a curated record.